This is a messenger RNA of Aphis gossypii (cotton aphid), 2756 nucleotides long. Its product is annotated as myb-like protein P. The record is from RefSeq and is a predicted model, not a curated record. Bases 153 to 806 code for a protein of 217 amino acids. The transcript is spliced from 4 exons. NCBI's taxonomy places the organism in Eukaryota, Metazoa, Arthropoda, Insecta, Hemiptera, Aphididae.
CACUGACCGACGCGUCAAAAACUAAAUCAUUCGCUGUUUGCCUGUUCGCCUGUUCGCCUGUUCACUCUCUCGAGUUCCAGCUACACCAUCCGGCACACUAUAUUUAGAAAAUAAUAUAGUUUAAAAUACAUAUACUUCUAUUUUUCGAAGUCAUGGGGAAAAGAAAAAGAAAAACAGUUUCUGUCACCAAAAAAACAAAUACAAAACAUUACAAUCUCAGAGAUACAUCAGGAAUAACCUCAAAGAAUAGUUUUGAUAUAAAUAAAUCAAAUAAUAAUGAAAACAACAAUUUAGAAAAACUAAUAAAUCGCAGUAUGAAUUGUAAGGUAGUUUUAGAAAAUAUAGAUAAUAUUAUAACGAAAAACAAAGAAAAAAAUAAACUAAAAGAAAAACCAAUUUUACAAGUACCCGACCAAUUGAUAAGUACUGAAAAUCAAUUUAAAACAAACACAGACAUUAAAACAGUAGAAUCCAAUCAGGAACAAAGCACUCAAAAAAUUGAAAAAAAGUCUUCUAAAUUACCAGAUAACAAUGAUGAAGGACUUGCCGAAAGUUCAUUUUUGUGUACCCCGGUGCUCGAAAAAACAAGAGAAGUUCUAUUCAAUGAAAAUUCAAAUGAAACUGUGCUAAAUAAAAACGAAUCAAAUUUAAAAGACCACCACGGUCGUCUUAUACAUCCCGUUUGUGCUGUGUAUAAAAAACAUAUUAAUGACGAUUUAUCAAAGCGUGGUUGCCGGCACAAAAGAAAAUUACUUGAGGUUAUAGAAAAGUUAAAUGAAUUUCAUAAACGUUCUAAGACUUCAUAAAAAAAGAAAAUGUAUUGUAACCCAUCAUAUAUUUUAAAUAGGUAUUUAAAUAUUCUUUUAUAUUCUUAAAGAAUUUUGAGAUGUAUAUUUUUAAAAUUAUUUAUUUUUACAUGUGUUAAUUAUUGUAUUUUUUAGAAUGUUAUAGUAGGUAUCUUUAUUAGAUAAAUUAAAAGUUAAAAAAUAAUACAUAAGAUAUAUAAAAUUAAUAUUAUACCAUUUAUACCCCUUAACAUUAAAAUGUAUUAAUGUUCAAUAACACAAGAUGUUAAAUUUGUAACUUAUAUUUCUUUUAAAGUAUAAAUUCUUGAAUUUUACAAUAAGCUUGGUUUAUGAUUAUAAGUAGUGGCGCCCUUCGACCAUAUAAGCUAUUAGCAUUUAGCGAGGGAGUAUUAAAUUGCAUUUGUUCCGAUAAAUUAUGUUUUAGCUGAAAAAUAUUACCAAGGUACCUAACAUUGAUUUUACAUACAUACUAACCUAAUAAGUACACAUUUGCCUUAUCCUUAAAUUUGAACAAAAAACUGUUGGUAUAGAUUAGUUAUCACACGUAAAAGUUAAUAUAGAAAAAUACGAAUCAAAAAAUAAAGAACCACUCUCAUACAUUUUAGUAAAGAUAGGUAGUUCAGUAGUUCACUUACAUUUUCAAGUCAAAGCGAAAAGGUUAUUACAAAAAAAAACUCCUGUCAGAAAAUAAAGAAAUGUCUGAAGGCCACCUCUGAGGUAUUUACAAAAAUUCGUAAAUCAAACCAUGAACUUAAGUUCAAUUCAUCAAAUUGUUAUAUACCUAUGCAAUUAAAAUGUUAUAAACUCUUAUGUUUUAUUAAACAAAGUGAAUGUAUAUUUAUUUAAUAGUUUUUAUUAAAUCUAUAUUUUAUAGUAAGCACCUAGAAUGUGUACCUACUUAAAUAUAAAUUACUUUUACACAUUUUUCAUAACAUAAUUGUAUAAUUCACUUUGUUAUUUACCAAUAUUUGUUUAUAUUCAUAUUCAUCAUUUUUCAUUGAAUAACCAAUUAGUAUUUUUGUUUUACUGAAUAGCUAUAGGUAUUAGGUACCUAUAUUACACAACUAUUUAAAGUUUGAGAUAAAUGAACACUUAAUAAAUUUAAUAUAAGUUUAAUGUACAACAAAAUACCAUGACUUAAUAUGUAUACAAUUUAAAGCAUAUUUACAAAAUACUAGAUACAAUAUUAAUUCAAUUUAUUAUAAAAUACAUUCAAAUUAAAAUAAUUCAAUUCACUGUACCAUAAUUUUUAACCAAUAAAGGCUUUUGAUUGCACAGUAUCCAGAAUAAUAUUUUAAUACUCAUAACAAAUUGUAUUUUGUAAAUUUAAUUAAAAAUUAUUUGCUAUUUAUUGCUAACAUAGUGAAUGUGUCAAAUUAGGCAAAUUUUUAAUAUUUAAUUACACCGUAGAAAAUUAGGUAAUAUGUUAUACUGUUUAUUUGUAUUAAAAUGAAAAAAUGUAUAGCUGAUUGUUUUAAUAUAAAUUAUCCUGUUCAAUUUUCAUACAAAUAUAAGUCUACUCAUUUUCUCUUUUGUUAGGUUAUAUGUAAUAUUUAUUACCAUAUUAUGUGGUUGUUGAAACUUGCUUCUAAACUAGGUACAAUAGUUUUUCUUUCAGUUUAAAAUAUAACAUAAUCAUAAAUAAAAUUGUAUAAUAAUAAUAAUUAAUGUGUCAUUGCUGAUCAGUAUUUUAAAUAUAAUAUGGUAAUAACUCAAUUUAUAAUUAAAGUAUCAUAUAAUAUUCACAGAACAGGAAUGUAAAAUUUUAAAGAAUAAAUAACACACAAAUAAUAAUAAUUCAGUCACCUCAAACAAAAAUAAUAAUUUAAAAUAAUUGUUUUACAGCAUACAAAUAUUUUAUAACUCACUAAAAUGGAAAUAAUAGCAAAUUUUCAACAAAUAAAAUAAAAUAAAUAAAUAAUAAUAAUUACUAUACAACCAAUAUUGGCA